Molecule: messenger RNA, 1041 nt
Organism: Entamoeba nuttalli P19
Lineage: Eukaryota; Evosea; Mastigamoebida; Endamoebidae
Exons: 1
Coding region: 1-1041 (346 amino acids)
Source: RefSeq, a predicted model, not a curated record
AUGAUUAUUCUAUUAGUUAUUGGAAUGUAUGGAUGGAUUGUAAAUAGUAAAACACUUGUUUGUACAGUAAAAUCAAGUAUUAAUAGUCAACCUAUAAUUUAUGGAAAUGAUUCUAAUAUUUAUAUUGAACCAAAUUGUCCCCAUAAAGGAGGAGAUAUGGAUCUUUCAAGUUUAAAUGGAGAAAGUACUUUCUAUUUGACGGGAGAAUAUAAUACAAUUACAACACCAUCACAUCAAUUUACAGUUCAACGAUUAAUAUUAACAGAUAUUCAAAUUAAUAAUUUAAUUAUUGGAAGAGUUAAUAUAACGAUUUCAGAAGAAAGUCAAAUUCAUAAAAUUGAUAAUAUUCACUCAACCAUUAAUUUAUGUCAAACAUUAUGGAUUUCUUCAUUAUCAAAAAAGGCAUUUCAAAUAUCAGUACUUCAAUCAUUUUCUCAACAUUUUAAAGUUAUUAUAAGAAAUAUUGAUUUAACAAUAACUAAAUUACUAAUUGAAAACGACGCAACAAUUGUUUUAUUAAAUAAAGCUAAUGUAUUGAUAACAGACCCAACUUUUCUAAGUGACAUCUUUUUAGAAUUUCAUUCAGGAUCAACAAUGCAAUUUUGGCUUGAUGUUCACUUAAAUAAUACUAUCAUUUCAUUUGAAGAAGAAAAAUCAUUAAAAACAUCUUCUACAUUAUAUCUUAGUGGAUUAACAAGUAUUUUAUUUAAUAUUCCUUUAAUACCAAAAUGUAAUUCAAAGUAUGAAUUAUUUGGUGGAGAAGUUAUUUAUAAUAAAGAUAUUACUAAAGUUAAAAUAAAUGAAGAAGAUGUAAGUUAUCAAAUUCAAGAUGAUAUGAUUGUUCAUUAUCCCUGUCCAUUACCUGACUUAUAUAUUUAUUUAAUUAUUGCUUGUUGUGGUCUAGUGAUUUUUAUUCUUGGUUUAAUAUUAAUUGCAAUAAUUAUGAAAUUCGCUAUUAUCCCACAACUUCAACGUAAAUUAAAAAAUGCACAUGAUAUUAUGGAAACAUCUUCAUUAUUACAAAAACAUAAUAGUAAUUAA